AUGGCUUGCCUGCUUCGUCGGGUGGUCAACUUGCUUGUUGGCUUUCUUUGCGGCGAUACGAUCAUCGUCCCAAAGUGCAUAGCGCUCUGCCGUCUCGAACACUUCUGCCAAGGUUUGACUUGGAGUUAUGGCCAGCUCCCGCUUCUCGACAUCCUCUGCCCUCAGGGUUGGAGUUUCGGGCCGACGUCUUCGGUGCCUCUAGCGCGACUUGCUAACUUCUUCCUCGAUUCCCAAGGGUCGAUCCCCUCGGCUUGUUGCCGCGUGUUGGUCCUCGAGUGGGCUGGUGGGCGUCGAUCGUCAUCCUCUGCUCGCAAGGAAGGUCGUUCAGGUCGACAUCUUCGGUGCCUCGAGCGUGAUUGGCUAACUUCUUCUCCAACUCCCAAGGGUCGAUCCCCUUGGUUGCCCUACCUGUGGGCAGGAGAGAAGGUUGAGUUUGGGAGGAUCCCUCCACAGCUUGUUGCCGCGUGUUGGUCCUCGAGCGGGUUGGUGGGCGUCGAUCGUCAUCCUCUGCUCGCAAGGAAGGUCGUUCAGGUCGACGUCUUCGGUGCCUCGAGCGAUCCCUCCACAGCUUGUCACCGCGUGUUGGACCUCGAGCGGGCUAGUGGGCAUCGAUCGUCAUCCUCUGCUCGCAAGGAAGGUCGUUCAGGUCGACGUCUUCGGUGCCUCGAGUAUGAUUGGCUAACUUCUUCUCCAGCUCCCAAGGGUCGAUCCCCUUGGUUGCCUGCCCGUGGGGCAGGAGAGAAGGUUGAGUUUGGGAAGAUCCCUCCACAGCUUGUCGCCGCGACCGCUCACGAACUCAAGCUCCUCGUGGACUUAAGCGAGCAUGAACAUUGGAUUGUGGGCCUAGCCUCUCGAGCACAUUGGUCCUAG
Molecule: messenger RNA, 870 nt
Organism: Prunus armeniaca (apricot)
Lineage: Eukaryota; Viridiplantae; Streptophyta; Magnoliopsida; Rosales; Rosaceae
Source: the annotation of a GenBank genome assembly